Chara braunii is the source of this 831-nucleotide messenger RNA. The record is from the annotation of a GenBank genome assembly. Lineage: Eukaryota; Viridiplantae; Streptophyta; Charophyceae; Charales; Characeae.
GGUACUACCGGACUCGAGUGUCGUGGGCUCAGAUAGACGUGCCGCGGAGUGCCAUGGGGUACUAUUGGAGUCAAGUGUCGUGGGCUCAGAUAGAUGUGUCGCGGAGGGCCGUGGGUUCUUGGAACCGCAUCGUGCCAUGUUUUGUUGAGCUUUGCGCCUAUGCGUCCAUGUUGUUUGCCAUAGUGAGUGGUUGCAGGGCCAUUCUUCCUGAUCCAACAAAUGCAGCCAAUGUCCCAGGUUCUCGUGGCAAUGGGGGUGCGGAGGUGACACCUGAGGUGAACCAUGAAGGCUUGAGCCCGAAGGUCAAGGCUAUGUGGAGCCUUCCAGGGGCGAAGGUGCUGGUGAUUGUCAACCCCAAAUCAGGUCAUGGAAAAGCCAAGAAAGUGCUUUGUUCUCAUGUUCUGCCCGUAUUUGAGUUGGCGGGAUUACGCUAUUCCGUGCUUGAGACGAGUUGCCCGAGGCAUGCUGAGAGGCUAGCUGCAGCAGCUGAUUUGUCGAUGUGUUCUGAUGGUAUUGUCUGUGUUGGAGGUGACGGAAUUGUUAAUGAGGUUUUGAAUGGACUAUUCUCUCGUAAAGAUUCUGCGCAAGCCAUGGAAGUUCCAAUUGGCAUUAUUCCUGCUGGCUCAGAUAAUUCUCUUUGUUGGAGUGUCCUAGGGAUACGAGACCCGAUCUCUGCUGCUAUUUCCAUUGUGAAGUCGGAACUUGACGAGUACUUAUCAUUUCAGUGGUAUUGGAGCUGGUUCCCGCUGCACCUACUCGGAUUUCAGGCGCUGGCAAGGAGGCCAGCACUGAAAUGAUCGAAGUAUACAUCAAUGAACAUUCACAUGAGAG